CAUUUAUUUAAUUUGUUUAUUACAAAACGCGAAUCAAAUAAUAGCAUUUUCGAUGUCUAAUCUGUAUUUUUUGAGUGAUAAAGAUCCCGUUAUUUUGAAUGUGGGUGGUACCAAGUAUCAAUGCUUAUUUGGCCUAUUUAAAAAUCUCCCCGAAACUAGAUUAAGUCGCAUUUAUGCGGCAAGUACCUGGAAAGAAGCAUCACAACUUUUCGAUCAGUUUGAUGGGGAUCGCAAAGAAUUCUUUUUCGAUCGCCGGUGCGAAUUCUUCGACUCCAUUUUAAAUUGUUAUUACCAAGACAAGAUGCAUUUAGAAGAAACAAUGUGUGCAAUGCGUUUCAAAGAUGAUCUGGAAUAUUGGGGUCUAUCCAUCCUGCAUCUUGAUCACUUCUGCGCUCGCAGAUUUGCAGAAGAAACCAUUCAGGCGGCUUCGGAUGCCAAACUAUGUUCUGAGUCAAUCGGACGUAUCGUAGAGGAGGACUUUUCCAAAUGCGACUGGAAAGACAUCAGACGCAGAAUUUGGCUUAUUUUGGAAAGACCAAUGCGAAGUCCUACAGGAAAGGUGUAUUAUUUUUUGACGUUACUAUUGAAUAUAAUCUGUCUUUGUACCAUCUUUACCGCUUUUAUCUCGACUGCCGGAAUUAGACGCAUAUUAUUAGCUAUCGACAACUGGAUCGUCUUAAUCUUUUUGUUAGAUCUGUUGAUCAGAUUUCUGACAUCUCCGAACAAACAACGAUUUUUCAAUCUUCCUCAGAAUAUGAUGGACCUAAUUUCAAUCAUCCCUUAUUUGAUAGCUAAUGUAUUUCUUCGAAUAGUUAAUUUUCGUUUGUGGAUCGAUGAAAAUCUCGUUCCAGUUCUGUUUUUGACGUUUUUUCGGAUUCCAAGAAUUUUCAGGCUUGGACGCUAUUUUUCAAAUGUCGAAAACAUCAUUCUCACUUAUGCCAGGAGCCUCCCUCAAAUAAUUUCUCUGUUUGUGCUGAUAAUAACCAUCCUCCUCUUCAUUUGUCAGUCUUCAUCUUUUAUCGAGACCGACUUCUGGACAAUCUUUUUCAUAUCCGAACAUCCUAAAUAUCCUAUUCCCAAGACGGCUUGGGGUAAGGCAAUUUGGAUAACACGUGCUGUGAUAGGAUGCCUUCUGAUUGGCAUUCCGUUGAGCGUCAUUUCUAGGAUCUCACUUAUAGUAGUGCAACGUGCUAGGUUUUUGAAUAUUUUGGAAAAAGAAUAUGCCAAUCGACGGAUUGCGAAGGAACGGGAACGGUUUCAAAGUGCGGAAAUGGCCUCUUGUGUCUCAGAUCUACUGGGUAUCGUCAUCCGUCAUCUAUCUUUGGAGAUCGAAAGCGAAGCGGAGGAGGAGUUGGGUACCUGGAGAUACGAUUCGGUCGAUUUUAAACAAUAUGGAGAUCAAACUGAAAUAAAAAGAUCAGCGCGCGUAGUACUUAUGGUGGGAGGAUCCAGGUUCGAAACUAAAUGGGAAUCAUUGAAGACCUUACCAAACUCGCGGCUAGGUCGGGCCGGACAUUCGCAAACUAUCGAUCAGUUGCUGCGUUACUGCAACCGCUAUCAUCCGGAGAAAAACGAAAUUAUCUUCGACCGCCAUCCUAGAUUUUUCGGCAGCAUCCUAAAUCUGUAUCAAACAGGCGAAUUUCACGUGGACAAGGUAUGCAUUGCUGGAUUGAGCGAGGAACUAGUAUUCUGGGGAAUAGAAGAGAUGAGACUAGAACCUUGUUGCCAGAUGAGGUACUUCUUCUUGAAGAAACAGUCCGAAGACUUUUUCGCUCUGAAAGAGAAACUUUUGACAGAUGCGGAUUGGUCCACAAAUAAUGAGCUGCUUCGAGUAAAGAUGUUAAUGCAAAACCCUAAAUUUUUAUGGAUUUUUAAGUUGUAUGGCAUCAUAACCUGCUCUUUGAGUAUCUUGGAUAUCUUUUUGCUCAUUAUUAUUUCCAAAAAAAAUUACCAUUUAUUAGGAAUAAAACGAACUCUUUCUAUUAUUUUCUUUCUCGAAUAUUUUUUGAAACUUUGUGUCUGUUCCGACAAACGACAAUUUUUACUCUCUUUCAUCAAUACAAUAGAGUUGGUGGCAGUGGGACCCUCAUUUCUGGUUUACGGUUCUAGACCAUUUUCCAGUAAUAUCCAACAUCCAGGUCUCACCAUCUGGGACUGUCUGACAGUGUUAAGAGUAAUAAAGUUGAUCAAAUAUUACGGGAGUCCAAAAAUUCUGGCAGUAGUCUUAUUUGCACAAGAUAUCGGCAUGGCUUUCUAUUUGUUCGCUUUAUUAGCAAUGUGCAUCUUCUUUUCUACCCUAAUAUGCAUAAUAGAAACGAAAAGUUCUCUUGUGAAUGUGAAUGCUACACUCUUAGAUACCUUCUGUUUCGCAGUCACUGCUCUUACCAACGUUGGAGGAGAGUAUUUCGUUCCAGAAACUCAUGGGGGGAAACUAGUAGCCGGUUUCUGCUGCGUGACAGGUACAAUUCUUUUGACUUUGCCAAUCUCCUGCAUUGUGGCUGAAUUUGUAAAUCGCUACGGUACCAGCUUCGAUGAGUUCGAAAUAAUAAAAUCUCAGAUUUCUAAAGAGAAAAAAAUUUCCACUGCCACAGUGAAGAUACAUUCAUCCAAGACCGAAACGAUUAAUCCGUCCGAAGCCUGAAAUUACUCAAUCCUCUUACGAAAAUUUCAACUAAAUUUUAGACAAGUUUCCUUAUUUUGGAAUUUUUCGGUAAUAACGAUUUUGAAUCAAGUUUACGCCGAAUAUCAAUCUACAAUAUCAAAUUGAAAAUAAAUAGACUGUUUCAAUGCCAUAUUAAGAAAAAAAAAAUUCUUCAAAACUAAGAAAUCAGUUGUAAUUAUCACGAUAACGAAAGAUAUAAAUAGACAAAAUUAAAAUAAAUAUUUUGUUAAA
This is a messenger RNA of Centruroides sculpturatus (bark scorpion), 2893 nucleotides long. RefSeq names its product potassium voltage-gated channel subfamily B member 2-like. The coding region runs from base 53 to 2641 and encodes 862 amino acids. Lineage: Eukaryota; Metazoa; Arthropoda; Arachnida; Scorpiones; Buthidae. Gene Ontology annotation, cellular component: membrane; voltage-gated potassium channel complex. The record is from RefSeq and is a predicted model, not a curated record. The transcript is spliced from 5 exons. Gene Ontology annotation, molecular function: voltage-gated potassium channel activity; protein binding. Gene Ontology annotation, biological process: protein homooligomerization; potassium ion transmembrane transport.